Messenger RNA from Adineta ricciae, 2706 nucleotides. Lineage: Eukaryota; Metazoa; Rotifera; Eurotatoria; Adinetida; Adinetidae. The record is from the annotation of a GenBank genome assembly.
AUGUUUAUUUUUAAUGAACAGACAUUUUACCGAACAGGUGACUUUGCCAAACUAAAUGUUCAAACCAAACAACUAGAGUUCAAAGGACGUCGAGACCAUCAAGUUAAACUAAGAGGGCAGCGAAUCGAUUUGGGAGAAAUCGAAUCAGUUAUACUAGCUGCAGCUCCUAUAGUUCAAAAUUGUGUUGUCAUGAAGCAAGAACUAGAAGAAGAGCAUGGCAAUGAAGUAUUUCUGGUUGCUUAUUUAAUGGUGCAUCAGAAUUCGGUUAAUGACAAAAACAAACUUUGCGAACAAAUUACUUUGUACUGUCAACAAUACUUACCAUCAUACAUGGUUCCUUCGAAUUGGUUACUUUUAGACUCGUUUCCAACGAAUAAGAAUGGGAAAGUAGAUCGAAAGCGGUUGCCUCAUGUCGAAUGUUCUUCGCAUGAGCCAAACAUCAAUCAACCAACGACAUUUCUGGAAAGACAGCUUCGAGAAAUAUUCAGUAAAGCAUUUAACUUAGAUCUCGAUGUCAUUGAUGUCACUUGUUCAUUUGGACAACUUGGUGGCACAUCAUUUGGAGUGAUACGUGCUCUUUCACUAAUUCAACAAAAAGUAUGCAAAAAUACGGACGUAAAUCUGCUUUUAGCCAAUCCAUCUAUUAGACAGUUGGCCACGGCACUUGAAUUUCUUCUUCUUCAACACGAUGACAAAUCACCUGAAAUAGCAAAAUAUUACGAUUCGUCUCCAUAUCCACAACCGUCGUUGAUCAUUGAAACAACUGGCGUUCUUCUUUUAAUGAGUUUAUGGAUAUUUCCAGUAUGGAUUGCUUACAAGUCUAUGCUUCCGAUGGUCUUCGCAAUUCUUUUUAUUGCUUCUUUUCAUCUGACUUCUUAUAUUGUAUCGGCACGUAUUUUGAAUCCGUUAGUCAAGAAAAAAAGAGAAUAUCUCUUCUCUUGCUCUUACUAUGCAUGGUGGUUUCUCAAUCGACUAUGGACAUUAAAUAGCACUUGUUGGCUCUAUUCUCUUGCCGGAACAUCUUUCUAUAAUGCUUAUCUACGUGCGUGUGGUGCUCAUAUUGGGUCUAAUGUGCAUAUUUAUACAGCAUUUAUUGACGUUCCGUGGCUUAUCGAGAUAGACGAUGAAACUUUUAUUGGUGAGGAAGUCUAUUUCAAUAAUGCAUCGUAUCAAAGCAAAACGUUUGAACUUCAUCCAAUUAUAAUCGGCACUUCGUGUGUCAUCGGACCGCGCAGCGUUCUUUAUGAAGAUACACAAGUGCAAGAUGGAUCUUUUGUAGAGUCGUAUUCAGCUGUUAGAGGGACUUUUGUUGGCUCUGCUGUACGACACACGUCAUGUUCAUAUUGGUCACCUUGGGUUCCAAUGUUUCAACUCUUAUCAUUUCUGGCUGUAACUACAUUUUAUGCCGUGUCGUUCAGACUUACCUAUACUCUUUACAUACCUAUGCUUCCAAGUGUUUUCGCUACUGCUCUUUGUUUCAUUAUAUGGAUUCUAUCAUCAGCCAUGAUUGCCUUGCUCGCGCUUAAAUUCGUUGCAGGAAAUAUACAACCUGGCAGCUAUGAUUUUCAAUCAUGGACUUAUCUCCGUUGUUUGUGGCUUCGUCGACUGAUCAUUUCCUUUUUCAAUUAUCCGCUGUCGCAAGUCAUGGGUGGCUAUCAACGCUUUUCUCUCGUUUUACUCUCAUGGCUAGGUGCAAAUGUUCAAGGCACUAAUAUUGAGAUUGCUGAUGUUAUUCCGUUUCUUCGUUUUCCUUCCCAUCUUCUUUCGAUUGCAGAGGAUGUGACGUCUUUUGGAGGCGUACAUUUGGUUCCUUUUGAUGUUGAUACAAAUGGACAAUGCGUUGUUGAUCGCUUGUACUUAGCAAAAGGCGUGACUCUUGGGAAUCACUGUUUGAUUCAUCCCAGAGUUCGUAUACCAUCUCACACACUCGUCGGUACAUUGACAAAGGUGACUCAAAAUACACACUGUGUCGAUGCAAGUGUACUUCUUGGUCUACCCGCUCGUUCAAUGCCAUUUAUUCAACCUUCUCUCACUAGUGAUUCCCAUUCCACCAAAACCAAAUUUACCGUUCUCAAAACAGUCUUUCUAGAAAUUGCUUCCAAUACAAUAUUUGCACUCAUCGUAUCAACUAUUCAGCUUGGAUUAAUGACAAACUAUUCUCUCAUCAUAUGUAUUAUGCUCGUGUUUUUCUGUUGUAUUCUAACUUGCUACCUCAAUCAAUACUAUGCACAAACGAAACCGGGAACGUAUUCGUUUGAGGAAACAACAAACAACUGGUUCCAUGCAUUAAUUGCUAAACUGACAAUGAACUGGACAAAUGUCCUCCAACCGUUCAUAGGUGGUACGCAAUGGCUCAUCUACUUGGCAAGAGGUCUUGGCGUUCGAAUAAAAGGCUUCGAUGUUAUUUUAUCAACGUUAGCAAACAUCACAGAUUAUCAUCUGACCACAAUUGGCGAGCAUGUACGCAUACAUAAUGAAGCCAUUCUUCAAUGUCACACAUUCGAGCAGCGCUUUUAUAAAUUGGCUCCAGUCACUGUCGGCCAUAGUUCCAUCAUCAAAUCAAAAUCAUUUAUUUUUCCUGGUGCUGUUCUCGAGGGUGCUAAUGUUAUUGAACCAUUGACGCUAAUCAUGAAGGAAGAACAUCUACGACAAGGUACCCACUGGUCUGGAAAUCCUGCUCGACUUCAGUUUAGUGCUAUGUCCUAG